AUGGAUUUUGGAGUAGGUACCACUGAGCUGUGUUGCACGGCUGCACUGUUCGCAACAGGGAUCCUGUGGAAUGUCUUCAACCUGACCAUCAGCGUCCUGCACUGGCUGAAGGCUGGGCAGCCUGUGGACCACAUCAUCUCCUGUAUCUCCAUCAGCAACGUGCUGCUGGAGCUCUCCAUGUUCACUUUUCUGGUCCUGUUAUGGGCAGACGUCAUGUUUUCCGAGGAAUAUUUCCCCAUCUUCAAGGUUAUGACUUUUAUCUGGAUACACUCAAACAACAUGAGCUUCUGGUCCGUCGCAUGGCUAAGCGUGUUCUACUAUGUGAAGGUGGUCGGAACCUCCGGCGCUCUCUUCGUCAGACUGAGGAGGAACAUCUCCUCGCUCGUCAACGCGGCCCUCUGGCUGACCGUCCUCUGCUCGUUUUUGGUGUGUUUCCCCCUCCUUUUCCUUCAGCUGCCUUCUUUCAACGGUACUGCUAACAACGACACCCAACAUUCAAUCAGCGACAACCAGAUCCUUCACUUUCCCCACUGGAUCGACAACAACGUCUACGUUAUCAUCCUUAUGUGCGUCCUCUGCCUUGUCCCCCUGCUGGUCAUGGUCCCCUGCUCCCUCAGGCUGGUGGUCCAUCUGUGCCAGCACACCCAGGCAAUGAGGAGGAACGAGACUGGAUUCCAGAGCGCCGACUCCUACCUGCUGGUGUGCAAGCUGACCGUGUGCCUGCUGGUGGUCUACAUGUCAACAGUGAGCGUUGUUUUGGCUUUUCUUAUCGGGUGGUCCCCAGGCAAGUUUAAAUUUGUCGUGUACGUUUGGAGUUUGUCCUUUUUCUGCCUGGCAACUAGUGUUCUUCUGACGUUUUCAAACAAGCAGACGAAAGAGAAGAUUUUGUCUCUUUGUUGCUGCUGGAGAGCUGCUCGGAAUUCUCCAGAUUCUCGGGAGGUUCGGUCUGAGACAGUAGCAGCACAGAAUUAA
Molecule: messenger RNA, 972 nt
Organism: Megalops cyprinoides (Indo-Pacific tarpon)
Lineage: Eukaryota; Metazoa; Chordata; Actinopteri; Elopiformes; Megalopidae
Product: taste receptor type 2 member 40-like
Exons: 1
Coding region: 1-972 (323 amino acids)
Biological process (GO): G protein-coupled receptor signaling pathway; sensory perception of taste
Cellular component (GO): membrane
Molecular function (GO): G protein-coupled receptor activity
Source: RefSeq, a predicted model, not a curated record